AGCAAUGGAGGAGAUAAGUGUAUCUCCAGACUACAACUGGUUCAGAAGCACCGUGCCUCUGAAAAGAAUAAUCGUGGAUGAUGAUGACAGUAAAGUCUGGUCGCUGUAUGACGCCGGGCCCAAAAGUAUCAGGUGUCCCAUCAUCUUCCUGCCACCCGUGAGCGGCACUGCAGAGGUUUUCUUCCAGCAAGUGUUGGCUCUGUCGGGAUGGGGCUACCGUGUCAUCUCCCUCCAGUAUCCAGUCUACUGGGACCUGCUGGAAUUUUGUGAUGGUUUUAGAAAGCUUUUGGACCAUUUACAACUGGACAAGGUGCAUUUGUUUGGUGCUUCUCUGGGUGGAUUCCUGGCUCAGAAAUUUGCCGAAGUCACGUACAAAUCGCCUCGAGUUCACUCUCUGGUCCUGUGCAAUUCAUUUAGUGACACGUCCAUCUUCAACCAGACAUGGACCGCAAACAGUUUCUGGUUGAUGCCUUCAUUUAUGCUCAAAAAGAUUGUGCUUGGUAACUUCGCCAAAGGACCUGUGGACCCAAAAAUGGCAGACGCAAUUGACUUCAUGGUUGACAGACUGGAAAGCUUGAACCAGAGUGAACUCGCCUCUCGACUGACGCUAAACUGCCAAAACUCCUACGUGGAACCACACAAGAUUAAGGACAUCGCAGUCACCAUAAUGGAUGUGUUUGAUCAGAGUGCCCUGUCACAGGAGGCAAAAGAAGAGAUGUAUAAGCUGUACCCCAAUGCUAGAAGAGCUCACCUCAAAACUGGCGGGAACUUCCCUUAUCUCUGCAGAAGCGCAGAAGUCAACCUGUACAUACAAAUACAUCUGCGUCAGUUUCACGGUACACGUUACGCAGCUAUCAGUCCGGAGAUGGUGAGCGCGGAGGAGCUGGAAGUGCAGAGGACACAUCUUAGUAAUAACAGCGAGAGCGAAGACGAAUCGUAGAGAUACACAUCCUGUGAACGAUCGGAUUCAGACACACAGCAAUCAGAGAUCACGUUUUGGUAUUCUGUUUUUCUACCAUAUAUGCUCUGGUAAAUGUGAACGGACUUUGAAUGAGCCUAUUUUUACUUUUACGAAAAAAAACAAGCAACAAUAUUUUGAUAAGUAUUACGACCGACUGUAAAUAAGUGAAUUCAUAGAUAAUAGGGUUUUCAUGAAAUGCCAUAUUUUGACCCGGUUGCCUUAUUACACCAUAUAAAAACGCACGUCUGUGUUGAAUUCAGCACUUUUUACUCCUCUUCUUUAAUCUUCUGCCUUUUUGUAUGUUGGUGUUGUUUUUCUGUUGUGUAUUGGGUUCGUUUUUAUGAGCGUUUGUUAAUGUCAUUUUGCUGUUGUUUGUUUGGAGUCAUGCACUGAUAUAAAAUGAAAUUUGUUUCAAUGCCA
This is a messenger RNA of Danio rerio (zebrafish), 1381 nucleotides long. RefSeq names its product SPG21 abhydrolase domain containing, maspardin (gene spg21). Gene Ontology annotation, cellular component: cytoplasm. Lineage: Eukaryota; Metazoa; Chordata; Actinopteri; Cypriniformes; Danionidae. The record is from RefSeq and is marked provisional. Gene Ontology annotation, biological process: cell surface receptor signaling pathway.